Messenger RNA from Carica papaya (papaya), 1759 nucleotides. Lineage: Eukaryota; Viridiplantae; Streptophyta; Magnoliopsida; Brassicales; Caricaceae. The record is from RefSeq and is a predicted model, not a curated record.
UUUUAAACAAAAGAAGUUAUUCCAAACCUCUCAGUGACGAAAGUAGAGAUACAGAGCUAUUACACUUGUAUUUAUGUGUAUAUAUUCGUCAAGUAUAUAUGUUCGGACAUAAUUACGUGGGAUAAUUGGCAGAGGUUCCUGUGUCGAUAAUAUGGAUACGAGUCCUCCGGUUGCAGAGAACCAGAGUAGAGCGGACGAAACAACAGAAGAGCAGUUUAGAAGGCAAUGGCAGCAUCUUCUACUCGGUGCUUAUGAUUUCAUGACUGGAAUGCAUCACAAACGCUAUCGGCCUCUGUAUUUGGCUGCUCUGAAAGGGGAUUGGGAAAGUGCAGAGAGAUUUUUGGCGAGCGAUCCUAAUGCAUUGACAGCGAGAAUCACAACACUCUCCCAAACUGCUCUGCAUAUUGCAGCCAUCGAAGAUCGAUCUCACUUUGUUGAAAAGCUCGUACAGCUUAUGUCCUCAGAUGCACUCGCCAUGCGCGACGAUGCAGGCAAUACUGCUCUCCAUUACUGCGCUUCAAUCGGGAAAAGCGUGAUAGCUGCUCGAGUGAUGGUGAUGAAAAACCCUAAUUUGACACAAAUAAUCAACAGUGAAGGGAUGACGCCUCUUCAUUUGGGAGCUAUCUCAACAAGAGGGGAACAGAUGGUUCGGUAUCUUUCAUCGGUCACUCAAAUAAACGAGUAUCCGGCGGGUUCAUUUACUCCAUCUUCGGCUGCUUUGCUCAUUUCGAUGCUAGCUCUUUCAGGAUUUUACGAUGUAGCGUUAUCUUUGAUUCAACGGCGUCCAGAUUUAGCGACGGCCAGAACAGCUGAUAAUCUGACUCUUCUCCGAGCAUUGGCAUUAAGGGCUGAAGACUUCCCUAGUGGAACUAAGCUUGGAGUUUGGGAAAGCUGUAUUUACCCAUUUGUGGGAAUGGAUUCUACACCACCAUGGGAACUGGUCAGAAGCAUGGUUGAAGAUCCGGUUGAUGAUCAUGGAAAAGAGGCAACCUCACCAGCCUUCAAAUGGUUUAGAAGCUUGUUUGAGACAAGUAUUAAAAUACUAGUUCCUGGCGUCAAGCGAAUUCAAGCUAUAAAGAUGAGGCAAAGAUGCGUCAUUGAGUUGGUGAAAGUGGUUUGCACACAAGCUUCAAACAUGAAUUUCAUCCAAGAAGUGGAGAAAUUAAUGCCUCCCAUGCUUAACAGGAACGCUCAAAACCACGAGAAGAGAACCGCAUGGGAAGUAUUCACCGAAGAACACAAGGAGCUAGUAAAGAAAGGAGAGGAAUGGAUGAAAGGAACAUCAAAUUCUUGCAUGGUUGUUGCAACUCUCAUUGCUACAGUUGCUUUUGCUGCUGCUUUUACUGUUCCGGGCGGCAACAAAGAGGAUACGGGGAUUCCAUUUUUUCUUUGGACAAACUCAUUUAUGGUGUUUGUGGUGUCUAAUUCAGGGGCUUUGUUUUUUUCUACCACAUCUUUGUUGAUGUUCUUGUCUAUCCUAACUGCUCGUUACGCGGAGGAAGAUUUCUUGAGGUCACUGCCGAAGAGGUUGAUAAUUGGUUUUGCCUCACUCUUUUUUGCCAUAGCUGCAAUGAUGGUCGCUUUCUGUGCAACUCUGUCGAUAGUACUUAGUGAGAGACUAAAAUGGAUCUCAAUUCCCAUUGCUUUGCUAGCGUCUUUCCCAGUUUCAAUGUUUGCAUUGCUGCAACUUCCGUUGUUCGUUCAGAUGCUUCAAUCAACAUAUGGAUCCACCACUUUUCGCCCUCAAAAACUUUGGUAA